Strongylus vulgaris is the source of this 458-nucleotide messenger RNA. The record is from the annotation of a GenBank genome assembly. NCBI's taxonomy places the organism in Eukaryota, Metazoa, Nematoda, Chromadorea, Rhabditida, Strongylidae.
AUCAUUCCCGUGCUUCUAUACUAUCCACUUUCGCUUGUCUCUCUCUUGGUGCCCAGCAUCCUUCUUACUUACGCUCUCUGUACCCUGCGAUCAAAAAGCAGGUCGAAUCAAUGGCCUUGCUGCCUUGUAGCCAUUAUUGGGAUUUUAAUUAAAAUAGCUGCAGUUGUCGUGUACAUAUCCGUUUUUCCCAUAAAGGAUACGCAGAAACCUUCUGCUCUUCCAGUAAGAUUGCAAGCUCGAGCGGAAGCAUCCUUAGACCAAUAUCGGCUGAUUUUCUUCAUGGUAGUUAUUGCUCUUGAGGUAUUUCUGCUUGUAGUGGGAGGAUGUUUGAAAUGGCACUUGACUGCAUUUGAGAGGAUUGAUAAUGCUCAGAAGCAGAGGGCUUCCUCAACAGCGGCCACGUCAAGUCAAGCGCUACUCCCUGGAAAUACCAGUGCCCGAGCCGGUUUUGCUUGAAC